Messenger RNA from Mixia osmundae IAM 14324, 1101 nucleotides. RefSeq lists its product as uncharacterized. The transcript is spliced from 5 exons. Gene Ontology annotation, molecular function: tRNA dihydrouridine synthase activity; flavin adenine dinucleotide binding. Gene Ontology annotation, biological process: tRNA processing. The coding region runs from base 1 to 1101 and encodes 366 amino acids. The record is from RefSeq and is a predicted model, not a curated record. NCBI's taxonomy places the organism in Eukaryota, Fungi, Basidiomycota, Mixiomycetes, Mixiales, Mixiaceae.
AUGAUCCUUUGCAACUCGAUGACGGGCGAUUCGCUGCCCGUUCGACGCUUGCGACCAGCCGAACUCGUCAAGAGCUAUGAUCAUAUCGGCAUCGCGGCGCCAAUGGUUCGAUACUCCAAGCUGCCCUUUCGGAUGCUCGCUCAGGAAUACGGAGCCCACAUCACUCAUACGCCCAUGAUAUUGGCUCAAGAAUUUGGACUCUCUGCUACGGCAAGAGAUAGCGAUUUCACGGUACGCCCAGACGAACGAGGAUUAUUUCGAGCAAAGGGCAGGAGGAUAUCCUGUCUGUCCGAGACUGCACGCACACGGCUGGAGAUGAUGGGCGAGGCAGUACCAGGGGACGCAAUGGUAGCCGACGCGGAUCAUCUGGUGCAAGGCUGCAUGGUCAUCCAGUUCGCCGCGAGUGAACCGGUCGCGUUGGCAGAUGCUGCAGAACUUGUCGCCGGUCAUGUCGAUGCCAUCGAUAUCAACUGCGGUUGUCCUCAGUCUUGGGCCUACAAGGAAUGUAUUGGCUCAUACCUCUUGCGCCAGCCAGACAAAGUCAGAAAUCUCAUUCGAGGUGUCAAGCUCCGCCUGGGCGAAGACUUCCCUGUGCAUAUCAAGAUUCGCAUCGACACAGAUCCACAAUUGACAGCGCAGCUCAUGACGACUGCUGUCGAAGCAGGCGCAGAGCUCAUCACCGUUCACGGACGGACCCGCAAUCAGCCCUCAGACUCGGUCCCUGUCAAUCUGAGCGGCAUCCAACAUGCUGUUCAAGUUGGGAGAAAGCUCGGCGUGCCCGUCGUUGCCAAUGGUGACAUCUUCUGUCUUGACGACGCGCGACGAACGCUCGAGCAGACCGGCGCAGAUGCUGUCAUGGCUGCUCGGGGACUCAUGUCCAAUCCUUGUCUGUUCGCAGGCUACAAGUCUACGCCAGGGCACGGCAUCAAUCGCUUCGUCGAGCUGGCCGUCACGACAGGCUUCAAUACUGGUUUGUUCCAUCGCACGGUAGCGCAUAUGACCGUCGAUGGCCUGCCGAAGAGCGAUGCACUUCGCAUGAAUGCCCAUCCGUCGAUCGCCUCGCUGAUCGAGCACGUCGCCAAGCUUUAUCCUGUUGCCUAG